AUGACCAGUUGCCGCCAUCACUCAGGAUACUUGGCAGACGAUGAGGCCGGCCACACCACUUACGUGGCCCGGGUAAGUCUGCCUAAGAAGCCACUGUUCCUGGAAAUGGGACAAGUCUCCAAGCUGGGCCACAUGCCACACCUACCAUCGAGGUACACUCUCACAGACAGUUCAGGGCUCCAUGGCCACCAACAAAACCCAAGGGACCCUCGGCCCUUUGGUAGCUUCCUGGAUUUCCUUGUCAAAGGCCAGGUGCUGGACAGCCUACAGACGGUGGUGGAGGAGGCCACUGAGCGCAUGACCACCAUGAAGACAGAGGCUGGAGUGCCACUGGUGGAGGUGCAGGACCCAAUAGAGGUACCAAGGGGUAGGCGGCGGGUACGUGCCCAGCCUAGCCUCAGUACCAUGCACCGGCACCGUGUCCGGCCCAGCCUCUGCACUGGAUGUCCCAACAACUACCCAUCCUGCUCCAGCUCCAUGUCUGACUCCCAUAGCAGCCUCACAGCUGGCUGGCUGGGAUCCCACAGCCAGGACAGUGACCUGGGCACCCGUGGCAUGGGCUCACUGCCACCCAUGAGGGACAAACUUUUGCUGGAGAAGAACCUCAAACGGCUGCUGAAGCUGGAGAACAGAGGGAAAGGCCUGGAUCAGUCCUUCUUCCAGAGGGACUCCCUGCUGUGGGAUUCACUGGACAGCCAUGCCAGCAGCCAGUGGACCCGGGAGCCGCCUCUGUCCUCGUUCUCAGGCCAGCUGGGCUCAAGCUCAGGCACACCUCAAACAUCAGAGCUGGGCCCUGGAGAACAGGAACUGAUCUGCCUCAAGCAAGAGUUUAAUAAGGAGAUCAAGUCAUUGUUGAGCCAGCCAGCAUCCUUUGACCUGCCUGGCUACUGUUCAUUCCGUGAGCCCCAUCGGACUCUGGACUUUCUGGCUGAGCACCAGCUCUUCCCUGCCCUGCAGAGUGUGGUCAGCCAGGCUGUGGACAAGCUCCGUGGUGCCCGCCGCCAUGAUGGCUGCCCUCUCUUCCCAUCAGAAUGGGAGCCCGCAACAGAGUCCAACUCUGACUCCAUGCCAGGCUCCAAGCUAGCCACACCCACUGAUGAGGAGGAGCCCUAUGAUAUGCUACCCACCAGAACCUCCAGCCCCAAGAUGGCUUGCAGAAAGAGCACCAAGGGCAGAGGACAGGCCAAGCCCAAGGAAGGUGGUUCCCCCAUGUCCAGUGCCCAAGUGGCCACCAGACUCAGGCUCAAGAGCCCCAGUUACAAGUUCAUGAAGAAGAAGCCACUGCCCUCCAUCUCAUCCAAGUCUACCAUAUCCCACCUCUCCAACCCCUUGUACCAGGAGCUCAUCAACUACUUGGUGGAGCAGGCUGUGUCCUUGCUCAUCUGCAAGUACAAAUUCGAGAAGAACCUUUCCAAGCAGCUAGGCUUCAUCUCAUUCCCUGUCACCGAGACGCUCGUGGACCUCCUCCUGGGCUUCAAGAAAGUGAAGGGCUCCCACAUCUGCCUGUCCUCAAAGAUCAGCUGGAGCUGCCUGUUGCGCAAGCUGGAGGAGGCAGAGUGGGCCCGACAGCUGUCUAGACAAGGGUCCCAGCACGACUCCCACCGCGGCACCGCCCACCGCAGCACUGCCCACCAGGGGGCGCCCCGGAGCAACACGGAGUCCCCCUCCACGCUGCCUGAGCCGUCCACCCAAAAGAAUCAGGAGGAGGACACAGAGCCCACUCUCCACAGUGAGUUGCUGGACCCUCAGCUCCUCCCAGCUCAGGAGGAUACUACACUCGAGGAGAAGGAGCCCAAGAGCCAGGAGGAGCCCAGGCCCUUCAUGUUCACUGGCACAGACAGGGGCUCCGAUCUGUGUCAGGAAGUUGUAGACAUGGACAGUCAAGGUGACGAGGAGGAAGAGGACGAGGACAAGAAUGAUGACUUCUUUGGGGACAAGGGCAAACCCCAGAGCUCUCCCGAGUCUCAAGUGGAGGCCGAUGUCAGCAGUGACUCCAGAGAUGUGGGCCACAGUCACGCUCCGUGA
Molecule: messenger RNA, 2025 nt
Organism: Puma concolor (puma)
Lineage: Eukaryota; Metazoa; Chordata; Mammalia; Carnivora; Felidae
Source: RefSeq, a predicted model, not a curated record